Messenger RNA from Adineta ricciae, 1257 nucleotides. The record is from the annotation of a GenBank genome assembly. Lineage: Eukaryota; Metazoa; Rotifera; Eurotatoria; Adinetida; Adinetidae.
AUGGUUGACAAAACGAUACCUCGUUCAUGUGACACUUUCGUUGUUUUACCGCCAUUGACCGAUUCGAACUUGCAUAUAUUUGGCAAAAAUUCCGAUCGACCAACAAAGGAAGUUCAAGAAGUUAUACUGGUUUCGAACGAACAUACGAGUGAAAACAAAAAUCAUGUUCAGUGUACUCAUAUUCAAGUUCCUCAAGUGUCCACGACGUAUCGAUGCAUUUUAUCGAAGCCUGCAUGGUGUUGGGGCGCAGAAAUGGGUGCCAAUGAGCAUGGUGUAUGCGUCGGAAACGAAGCAGUCCAUUCCAAAAUCGCUUAUGACACGCGAGAUAAAGCGUUGACUGGUCUCGAUAUCGUUCGUUUGGCGUUAGAACGUGCGAAAAACGCGAAAUCUGCUGUAGAAAUAAUUGGUGAACUGGUAGAACAAUAUGGACAAGGUGGCACAUGUUAUGAUCCGACAUGCAAUUCUCCGAGUGGUUAUGAUAAUAGUUUUCUUGUUGUUGACGAUAAAGAGGCCUGGGUUGUUGAAACAUGUGAUCGUGUUUGGGUUGCGAAGCAUAUCAAAGAAGGUUAUUAUCAAAUCUCAAAUAUAUAUGGCAUUGAAGACGAUUAUACCACACACUCAAAGAACUUAGAAAGUUUCGCAAAGGAGAAGAAUCUAUGGGAUGGAAAAGGAAAAUUAAACUUUGCUGAAACAUUUCAAGAAUCAUCGUCAUCGUGUAGUCGACUAACAGCUGGGCAAAAACUACUUGCAGAUUUAACUAAAAAUGGCAAUUUUUCCGUUUUCGAUAUGAUCUCGAUUUUACGCGACGAUCAAUCGGGCAUAUGUAUGAUAGAUGGAACUGGUCAUGGUUAUACUUCAACAGGCUCACAAGUAUCCGUAUUGACAGCAGCAGACAAACGAAAGUCUCAAAUCGAUGUCUGUCAUUUCUUUACAGCAACACCUAAUCCAAAAGUUUCAUUAUUCAAACCAUUUAUCUUCUCCGACAAAGCAGAGUUGGGCCCAUUAACAGUUUCCACACCGUCCGAAAUCACAACACAGCGUAUUCAUCCGUUGUACGUUGCCCAUCAAAAAGCAACACGUGAGCAAUUAGAAGAUAAACGUUUGAAGGAUUUCGAACAUGAAGGUAUUAUGGAAAUUAUCAACAAACUGAAAUCCGCCGAUGAGAAUUAUACUGAUACAUACGAAACACUAUUUCAUGAUACUGUUUCAGCUGAAAUCGAACUACUCCGAGAACACAAGCCAACUAAACGUUCUUAA